Molecule: messenger RNA, 2837 nt
Organism: Galendromus occidentalis (western predatory mite)
Lineage: Eukaryota; Metazoa; Arthropoda; Arachnida; Mesostigmata; Phytoseiidae
Gene: FIG4
Product: polyphosphoinositide phosphatase FIG4
Exons: 4
Coding region: 71-2728 (885 amino acids)
Biological process (GO): phosphatidylinositol dephosphorylation
Cellular component (GO): intracellular membrane-bounded organelle
Molecular function (GO): phosphatidylinositol-3,5-bisphosphate 5-phosphatase activity
Source: RefSeq, a predicted model, not a curated record
GUGUGAAGUUUGACGGUUCUCCGUGGGAGUGAAUUGUGAAUCGACUUCUCGUGAUGACCGUAUAGAAACCAUGUCUCCCAAAGAAUCGACAGCGUUCUCCUUCGAGGAGAAUAAAAUGUGGGGGCUGUCGAUGAGUCCCCUAAUCUCACCAAUCCAGAAAAUGGUACUUUACGAAACCAAAGAUAAAUUGUAUCUAAUUGGAUCUAACAAUGCUCAGAGCUCUUUUCGGAUACUGCAUUUCGACCGCUCUGACCACGAACUGCUCAUACUCGACGAUAAGAUCCGGUACUCGGCUGACUACGUGCACAAAUUUCUGAAGAAGAUCAACCCGGACGGUUCGUGUGGGAAAAUAUCUGGAUACGGGAUCGUCGGCCUCGUGCGCUUCCUUGAAGGGUACUACAUGAUCAUGAUUACCCGACGCAAACAGGUUGCGGCCAUUGGGCAGCAUGCAAUCUACAAAAUCGAAGAAACUGUGAUGAAAUAUAUACCGUCCAAGCCGGCGGUACAUCCCGACGAGACUCGGUACAUUAAAAUGUUCCAGAACGUCGAUCUUCGUUCGAACUUUUACUUCAGCUACAGCUACGAUCUCACGCACACUCUGCAGUAUCAUUUGUCGCAUCUCCACCCCGAAACGGAAACAACGCCUGUUUGGGACGUCUUUGCUUCAGACGACGAGCCACGGCCCGACUUCGAGCUCUCGAGACCCCGGUUCGCGGAAAGGUCUCCCGAUCCAUGUAAUUUCAGGAAACCCGAGUUCGGAAACGUCUUGGCUGGCCGGGUCAAGCCGAACGAGAAGUUUGUCUGGAACUCUUAUCUACUGGAAGACCUCAGAGAAAGUGCUGAUUCGGAUUGGCUCUUGCACAUCACUCACGGCUUCGUGGGGCAGGCCAACAUUUCUUUCUACGGUCGAGCCCUGUAUUUGACCCUCAUCGCGCGUCGUUCCCGAAAGUACGCAGGACCUCGAUACCAGAAACGCGGUGCCAAUUUCGAAGGUUACGUCGCUAACGAGGUCGAGACCGAACAAAUACUACACGACAGUUCGAUAUCGUCUUUCGAACACGGACGUUUCUCGAGUUACGUCCAGAUGCGCGGCUCGGUUCCCGCUCAUUGGUCCCAAGAGGUGGUAAAAUACGUCCCGAAACCGCAAAUCAACAUCGAUAUCUUCGACCCGUACUAUGCAGUGGCCGGAAUGCACUUCAAUCAGGUGCUGCAGCGAUACGGAGCGCCAGUCAUGAUUUUGAAUCUAGUCAAGGUGAAGGAAAAGAAAAAACACGAGUCCCUUCUGAGAGAAGAAAUUCAGCAGUCCACCAAUUACCUCAAUCAGUUCCUUCCUGACGACUUCAAAUUGGAACACAUACCGUUCGAUAUGUCGCGGCAGAACAAAAAGAAAGACGGCAAUGUGAUGUCCAAACUUGCGGAAAUCAGCAAAUACACAAUAAAGAAAAACGGUAUUUUCCUCACCGCCAAGUGUAACCCGAGGAAAGAUCUUCUGGAUAUCGGAGGUCUGACCGCCAAAGAUGGACGCCGACUCCAGACAGGAGUUACUCGCGUGAACUGCGUCGAUUGCCUCGACCGAACGAAUACCGCGCAAUUCGCGCUGGGACGAUGCGCGUUGGGAUAUCAGCUGUACGCUCUCGGAGUGGUGUCCGAACCGAAGGUGGAUUUCGACACGGACUGCGCUCAGAAACUCGAGGAGCUCUACGAGAACCAUGGGGAUAUAAUCGCUCUACAGUACGGUGGCUCGCAAUUAGUUCAUCGGGUCAAGACUUAUCGGAAGAUCGCUCCGAUUCGAUCACAGUCAAGGGAUAUCUACAUGACCUUGUCGAGAUACUACAACAACAAUUUCUCCGACCGAGAGAAACAAGACGCAAUGGAUGUCUUCCUCGGGAUUUAUCGCUGUGAGGACGGCGCGAAAAAUCUUUGGGACCUUGGGACGGACUACUAUCUCCACAACUCAGUGCCUGCAGGCAAGCUACCGUGCCACAGGGCACCCUAUUCGAUGUGGUGCGACGAGGAGGUUCUUUUGAGUCUGCCGCUGGCUCUGGAAACGACCCAUAAGCACCGAGCUAUUGCGGACUUGUGCGAGCUUCCCGCGCACGAUGAAAGAGUAGACAUUUUCCAAGACCAGUACCGACCGCACGAUCUCCUUACCCUCGAGGAGCUCCACUGUCACAGCCUCAGCAUGGAAGGGAACAAAGACCCGAAUCCUUUCGAGGUGAGGUUCCGCGGGCGUCAACAGGACGAAGCCCCCCAGAACCCUUCACUAGCGGGUGACAGCACUUCAUCUACUCUAAAGAAUGAGAAAGAAGACGAUGAUGAACGAGAUGACGAAGAAGACACCGACAACGACGAUUAUGAGAACUUCAUCAGUCAGAAGGUCGUGCCCACCGAGCCCACGCUCGAGACGACGCCGCGAAAAAAAUCGUUUGCGUUCGAAGAAGCUUUCCACACAAUGAGAGAAACUUACGGAAUCGAGCUCUCCGAUCCCUCGCCGCGGAGCGCGCUUGUGUAUUCGAAAUAUGCGAAUAUGGAUAACUUCAACGAUAGCUUCUCCAGUUGUUUUCUGGAGUCGAACAAUAGCAGUUUUCAAGUGGACGAGCCUCGGCUUAGCGCCGAAAGCCUCAAGGUUUACGAGAACUAUUUGAAGAAUCCGUCGAGGCUACUGCUCACUGACGAUAAGAAACUCGAUUUCUAUAGGGGACACGUGAGUCUCCGGCGAUUCUACUGAGCUUUCAGGAAUCUGUGAUGCUUUCAAGGGAUGUUCCCCUCUGCCCAUGGUCUUUGUCUAUCGCGCCCGGAAGAGGGGCAUUCCAUAAAUGACACCCGAUGGAAAGCUG